UUGGUGUACCAAAGCCUCUUUUCAAUCAAUCAACAAAUUAUUUUUAUUUUUGCCAAAAACAAAAAACAAAAUUAUUUCUUAUAAGGUGAAACUAUGAAUAUGAAUUUCUCAAAUGAAGAGAAAGAGAGUUUGAUAUAUGAUGUAAGACUAUCUUCAGUUGGACCGGGUCGGGUCACUGGAUCGGAUGUUUUCCACAACCCCGGCGGUUUGGACUUGGCCAUGAAACUUCACUACCUUAAAGUGGUUUACUUAUUUAACUCCGAGGCCAUACAAGGUUUAACCAUUACGGAAAUAAAAGAUUCGUUUGUCACUAUAUUCAACUAUUACUUUAUUAUUUGUGGCCGAUUUCGACGAUCGGAAUCCGGCCGUCCGUUCAUCAAAUGUAAUGACUCUGGAGCUAGGACAAUUGAGACCAAAUGCACCAAAACCCUAGAUGAAUGGCUUGCUAUGAAAGAUUGGUCUUCCUAUAAGUUGCUCUUUUCUCAACAAAUCAUUGGACCAGAAUUAUCAUUUUCUCCUCCUAUUUUAUUGCAGGUUACUCAAUUCAAGUGUGGUGGGAUUUCAUUGGGUCUUAGUUGGGCCCAUGUACUUGGGGACCCACUUUCAGCUUCAAAUUUCAUCAACCUAUGGGGCCAAACUUUGAACAAUUUGAGCCUAAAAAUUCCCUUCAACAUUCCAAGAUCCGCCCCAACAUCCCUUAAACCAGGGCUCGAAAAGGAUCCGGUUACGGUUAAACGAGUCAACCCGAUUGGCGAUCAUUGGAUCCUUGCCGACAGCAAAAAAAUGGACACAUUCUCCUUCCACAUAACUAGUUCUCAAAUGAACAACUUGCAAGCCCAAAUUUGGAGUCCGAAUGAUGAACAAGUCCCUCCUUUUGAAUCCCUAUGCGCAAUAAUUUGGCGUUGCAUUGCCCGGGUUCGAGAAGGAUCCGAACCCACAACGGUGACUAUUUGCCGACCUGGCCCUAAUGGUAGGGGCAAUGAUAUUAUUGGAAAUGACCAAUUGAUAUGCAAGGUUGAAGCUGGAAACGAAUGUUCUAUUGUUGACACUAAUUUGAAAAUUUUGGCUAGGAUGCUUGUGGAUCAAGGUAUUGAUGAGAGGAAUCAAAUUGAGGAAGUGGUAGAAAAAGAUAAUGGGGUGACUGAUUUUUUUGUCUAUGGUGCUAAUUUGACAUUUCUUGACUUAGAAGAUGUCAAUGUGUAUGACUUAAAAUUGAAGGGACAAAAACCCAGAUUUGUUUACUACACACUUCAAGGGGUUGGAGAUGAAGGUGUUGUUUUGGUGCUUCCUUGGUCAAAAGAUCCUAGCAUAAAUAAUAUUGAUGGAAAGUUUGUUACCAUUAUAUUGCCAGAAGAUGAAAUGGUGAAACUUAAAUCUGAGCUUAUGAUGAAUGGUGUUAUGUUUGAAGGUGUUUAUUACUGAAAAAUUAUAAUUAAGUAAGUGUAAGAAUAAAAAAGUUUGGUAUCUGUGGAGUUUAAUUUCUAUACACAGUCGGUAUAAAAUUAUUUUACACAUAUAUUCAAUAAUGUAUUAUCACGUUAUUUAAUAAAUGUGACACAUCAUGUAUUUAUAAACAUAAUAUAUACAUGAUGUGUCAAUAUAUUAUUAACGCAUAUGUAAAAUAAUUUUACACAUAUAAAUUAAAUUUUUAUUUUGUGUAAUUUAUGUUUGAUUGUGGUGUGGAAAAUAUAGAUUGCAGUAUAUUAUAUUGGUUUAUUUGGGCUCUCAAGUUUCAAAUAAUUGUUUGUAUAUUGGCAUGCAAGGCCUAAUUGCUUGUCGU
Messenger RNA from Trifolium pratense (red clover), 1780 nucleotides. RefSeq names its product protein ECERIFERUM 26-like. The coding region runs from base 94 to 1422 and encodes 442 amino acids. The transcript has 2 exons. NCBI's taxonomy places the organism in Eukaryota, Viridiplantae, Streptophyta, Magnoliopsida, Fabales, Fabaceae. The record is from RefSeq and is a predicted model, not a curated record. Gene Ontology annotation, molecular function: acyltransferase activity, transferring groups other than amino-acyl groups.